Morchella importuna is the source of this 1443-nucleotide messenger RNA. RefSeq lists its product as uncharacterized. Gene Ontology annotation, cellular component: membrane. The record is from RefSeq and is a predicted model, not a curated record. The transcript is spliced from 4 exons. Bases 1 to 1443 code for a protein of 480 amino acids. Lineage: Eukaryota; Fungi; Ascomycota; Pezizomycetes; Pezizales; Morchellaceae.
AUGGGCGCUCUUCUCUCCCUUCCGUUUCUCGCUGUUCCCGGCCUCUACUCGGUCGGGUCUUUCCUGUUAUCAUGCUGCGGUGCCGCCGCGUGCUCUGCUCUGUGCAGUGCCUGUGGAAAGUGCAAUAGCAGUACUGCUACGAGGAUCUCCUAUGCCUUAAUCUUUCUCGUAAACUGCAUCCUCUCGUGGGUCAUGCUCACGCCGUGGGCCAUCAAGAGGCUGGAACACCUCGCCCUCGACUACUUUCCGAUAUCCUGUAUGGGCGAGAAGUGCUAUGGCUUCGUCGCAGUCCACCGUAUCCAGUUCGCCCUCGGCUUCUUCCACGCUAUCCUCGCAAUCAUUCUCCUGGGUGUUAAUAGCACACGGGAUGGGCGCGCUGCUAUCCAGAAUGGAUAUUGGGGCCCCAAAAUCAUUGCUUGGUUCCUCCUUAUUGUCGUUACGUUCCUCAUUCCGGAGGGCUUCUUCCUGGUCUGGGGUAACUACUUUGCGCUUAUUGGCGCCAUGCUGUUCCUGCUUCUCGGUCUCAUUCUACUCGUUGAUCUCGCACACACCUGGGCCGAAACCUGCCUCGAGAAGAUUGACGAAUCCGACUCCAAAACAUGGCGCGGCAUCCUCCUCGGCAGCACCCUCGGCAUGUACAUCGGCAGCAUCGCGCUCACAAUCGUCAUGUACAUCUUCUUCGCCGGCAGCGGCUGCUCCAUGAACCAGGCCGCAAUCACCAUCAACCUCCUCCUCUUCCUCGGCGUCUCCUUCAUCUCCAUCCACCCCACCGUCCAGGAAUACAACUCCCGCGCCGGCCUCGCCCAGUCCGCUAUGGUCGCAAUCUACUGUACAUACCUGACUAUGUCUGCCGUCUCCAUGGAGCCCGACGACAAACAGUGCAACCCGCUGCUCCGCGCCCGCGGAACCCGCACCGCAUCAAUCGUCCUCGGCGCAAUCGUCACGUUCCUCACAAUCGCAUACACCACCACCCGCGCGGCAUCGCAGGGCGUCGGCCCCCUCAGCAAGGGCACCACAUCGCCCGCCAACGGCGGAUACUCUGCCGUCGGCGACUCGGAGCACGGACUCAUCACCACCGAGCCCAGCAGGUCGGAGAUGAGGGCGCGCGCGCUCCGCCGCGCGGUCGAUGACGGGUCGCUGCCGGCAUCGGCGCUGGAUGAUGAGAGCGACGAUGAAGACGACAGGGUUGCGCGCACGGAUGAUGAGAAGUUUGGCGCGCAGUAUAGCUAUACGGGGUUCCAUAUCAUCUUCUUUUUGGCGACGGCGUGGACGGCGACAUUGUUGACGAUGAGCUUGGAGCCGGGCAAGGGCGAUGAUGAUAGCUUUUCGCCCGUGGGCAGGACGUAUGCGGCGAGUUGGGUCAAGAUUGUUAGUGCGUGGGUGUGCUAUGGGCUGUAUACCUGGACCUUGGUCGCGCCUAUUGUGUUGCCGGAUAGGUUUUAG